Molecule: messenger RNA, 2305 nt
Organism: Carcharodon carcharias (great white shark)
Lineage: Eukaryota; Metazoa; Chordata; Chondrichthyes; Lamniformes; Lamnidae
Product: natural resistance-associated macrophage protein 2-like
Exons: 17
Coding region: 181-1857 (558 amino acids)
Biological process (GO): metal ion transport
Cellular component (GO): plasma membrane
Molecular function (GO): iron ion transmembrane transporter activity; cadmium ion transmembrane transporter activity; manganese ion transmembrane transporter activity
Source: RefSeq, a predicted model, not a curated record
GCUGGUCUUGUGACUCUGAAGGUUGCAGCCUUUUUACUGAGUCUCCACCUGAAAGAAUCGUGGGCCUUUGUCUGUUUUUGUAGCUCUUCUGCCAACAGAAAGUUCCAAAGCCUCUGCUGUAAAAGACACCGGAACCUGGCUUCUGCAGAGAACUCCGAGUGUGGGCUGGUUCCAUUCACCAUGGCUCCUGACCAGGAAAAGAAAGAGUUGACAGAACCGCAGCAGGAACCUGAUGGCGCAGCUAACUUUCACUUUAGGUACAGCACCAUCACUCCACCAGCAUCUCCCGACCCAACAGAGGAGAGCUCGCAAACCUAUCUAGAUGAGAAGAUCCCAAUCCCAGAUGAUAGUUCGACUCGAUUUAGCUUUCGGAAGCUCUGGGCCUUUACAGGACCUGGGUUUCUGAUGAGUAUUGCAUAUCUGGAUCCAGGAAACAUUGAAUCUGACCUCCAGUCUGGAGCUGUGGCAGGAUUUAAGCUGCUUUGGAUCUUGCUGACAGCUACUGUUAUAGGACUGCUGCUACAGCGACUGGCUGCCCGCUUAGGUGUGGUAACUGGGAUGCAUCUCGCUGAGGUCUGCCACAGGCAGUAUCCUAAGGUCCCUCGAAUUGCUCUGUGGCUAAUGGUGGAACUAGCAAUCAUUGGCUCAGACAUGCAGGAAGUGAUUGGAUCAGCUAUAGCUAUUAACCUGCUGUCUGUUGGAAGGAUUCCCCUGUGGGGCGGAGUAUUAAUAACUAUUGUAGACACGUUUGUGUUCCUGUUUUUGGACAAAUAUGGUUUGAGAAAACUGGAAGCUUUCUUUGGUUUCCUCAUUACAGUUAUGGCAGUUACAUUUGGAUAUGAGUAUGUGACUGUGAAGCCAGAUCAGGGACAGCUGCUGAAGGGGAUGUUUGUUCCCUACUGUGAAGGCUGUGGAACCCGUCAGUUGGAGCAGGCAGUUGGAAUUGUCGGAGCUGUGAUCAUGCCCCACAAUAUCUACCUACACUCUGCUUUGGUUAAGUCCAGGGAAGUGAACCGAGCCAAUAAGAAUGAAGUGAGGGAGGCAAAUCGCUACUUCUUCAUCGAAGCCUGCCUGGCUUUGUUUGUGUCGUUUCUCAUCAACGUCUUUGUGGUCUCAGUGUUUGCAGAAGCUUUUUAUAAUCGCACCAACGCACAAGUGCACGAAGCUUGUUUCAACCAGAGCGGCCCAUAUUCCGACCUCUUCCCUCUGAACAAUCAGACUUUGGAAGUUAACAUCUACAAAGGGGGCGUUGUGUUGGGCUGUUACUUUGGUGCUGCCGCUCUCUACAUCUGGGCCAUUGGCAUCCUGGCAGCAGGUCAGAGUUCAACCAUGACUGGAACAUACUCGGGACAGUUUGUCAUGGAGGGCUUCCUGAACUUGAAGUGGUCCCGCUUUGCUCGUGUUGUCUUCACUCGAUCCAUUGCUAUCACUCCAACACUGCUGGUUGCAUUGUUCCAAGAUGUGGAACAUCUGACUGGAAUGAAUGACUUCCUAAAUGUUCUUCAAAGCAUGCAGCUGCCAUUUGCACUGAUCCCGAUAUUGACAUUUACAAGUAUGAGCUCAGUAAUGCACGAUUUCGUCAAUGGCCUGGCCUGGAAGAUUGCUGGCGGAAUCAUUGUUGUUAUCAUCUGUGCAAUUAAUAUGUACUUUGUGAUAGUUUAUGUUUCGAGUCUGGGGCAUGUGGCACUUUACCUGGUUGCAGCCGUCAUUUCAGUUGCAUACUUGAGUUUUGUCGCUUACCUGGCCUGGUACUGUGCAGUCUCACUGGGAGUCCCCAUUCUGAACUGCGGACGCACGACUGGCUUUGCAACACCUAUGGAACUCUCUCUGCUGAAUGACAUGGACAAUCACACAUGAUUCCCGCAGUGAUCUCGAGCUGAUGGUGUUAGAAGAUUACGAGGAAUCCCUUUCUAUGCGGUUGUUAUUACAUAGGACAUCCCGAGAUGAAAUUCACUACUGAAGCACUCUGUGGGCAGAGAAUCUGCUUUCAAAUAUCAAAAACAAUCGACAUUUCUUGUUUAAUUGCUGGCAGAGAACGUACAUUUUGAGUGCCAUUAAUCAACCAUGUAACAGACUGAUUUACACGACAGUGACCUGUGCAAUAUGGGAAAUAGUCCAGCAUUUAUUGGAGGGAUGGGAAAGGAGGCUUAUAGUUUUUCAGUUCCAUGGCGGGAAUAUCCACAGGGAUAGGCCUGGAAUUUCAAGCGUCAAAGCCUUGCAAAUGUUGCUAAAUGUACACAGUGCCAUUCUGGAGCUUUAUAAAGAGGUUUUGCUGUGUACUGUCAGAGGGACACAGAUUAAUGUA